Otolemur garnettii (small-eared galago) is the source of this 4659-nucleotide messenger RNA. RefSeq names its product spire type actin nucleation factor 1 (gene SPIRE1). Gene Ontology annotation, molecular function: actin binding. Gene Ontology annotation, biological process: Golgi vesicle transport; actin filament network formation; actin filament polymerization. Bases 142 to 2070 code for a protein of 642 amino acids. The transcript is spliced from 16 exons. The record is from RefSeq and is a predicted model, not a curated record. NCBI's taxonomy places the organism in Eukaryota, Metazoa, Chordata, Mammalia, Primates, Galagidae. Gene Ontology annotation, cellular component: cytoplasmic vesicle membrane; cell cortex.
GGUAAAUUGGGAUGUUCACAUUAUACAGAAACAGAGGUUAUUGAAUCUUUGGGAAUUAUUAUUUAUAAAGCACUGGACUAUGGUUUGAAGGAGAAUGAAGAAAGGGAGUUGAGCCCUCCCCUGGAGCAACUCAUUGAUCUUAUGGCCAACACAGUAGAAGCUGAUGGUGGCGAUGAUGAGGGCUAUGAGGCUGCAGAUGAAGGCCUGGAAGAUGGAGAUGAUGAAAAGAGGAAGGUCUCAGCCAUCCGGUCGUACAGAGACGUCAUGAAGUUCUGUGCUGCUCAUCUCCCCGCUGAGUCAGACGCCCCAAAGCAUUACCAGGCAGUAUGUCGCGCACUGUUUGCAGAAACAAUGGAGCUGCACACAUUUCUGACCAAAAUCAAGAGUGCAAAGGAGAAUCUUAAGAAAAUUCAAGAAAUGGAAAAGAGUGAUGAGUCUAGCACAGACCUGGAGGAGCUGGAAAAUGCCGACUGGGCAAGAUUCUGGGUACAGGUGAUGAGGGAUUUGCGAAAUGGUGUAAAACUGAAGAAGGUCCAAGAGCGGCAGUAUAACCCUCUGCCCAUUGAGUAUCAGCUGACCCCUUACGAGAUGCUGAUGGACGACAUUCGGUGCAAACGGUACACUUUGCGAAAAGUGAUGGUGAAUGGUGAUAUUCCCCCUCGGUUAAAAAAAAGUGCUCAUGAAAUCAUCCUCGACUUCAUCAGAUCAAGGCCUCCUUUAAACCCAGCCUCAGCCAGAAAACUGAAACCAACCCCACCACGGCCACGGAGCCUCCAUGAAAGAAUAUUAGAAGAAAUUAAAGCAGAAAGAAAACUGCGCCCUGUCUCACCAGAGGAGAUUAGACGUAACAAAUUAUAUGUACCUGCCCCUGAAUCUCCAAAGAAUGUUGUAGAAUCAUCUGUGCUGAAUGGAGAUUUGUCAUCACAAACAACAGAAAAUGGGUUAAAUACGGCACAACAGGCGCCUGUGCAGAGGAAGAAGCUCCUGAAAGCCCCCACCUUGGCCGAGCUGGACAGCUCAGAGUCAGAGGAGGAGACUCUGCACAAGUCGUCCAGCAGCAGCAGCGCAUCCCCCUCCCUCCUUGAAGACACAGUGUUGGAGGCGGCGUCCACCAGGAAGCGGCCUCCAAAAUUCUUACCCAUAUCAUCAACACCCCAGCCAGAGCGAAGGCAGCCACCCCAGCGACGACAUUCCAUUGAAAAGGAAACACCUACUAACGUGAGGCAGUUCCUGCCACCAUCUCGGCUGAGUUCCCGCUCACUUGUGCCUAGGAUAACCAGUGUAUGGCCAAGGACGCCUUUCCGACCACUUUUUUCUACCAUACAAACAGCUUCUCUGCUCAGCUCUCACCCUUUGGAAGCAGCCAUGUUUGGGGUAGCAGGGGCUAUGUAUUAUCUAUGUGAGAGAGCUUUUACCAGCAGGUGGAAGUCCUCAAAGGAGGAAUUCUGCUACCCAGUGGAGUGCCUUGCUCUUACUGUGGAAGAAGUGAUGCAUAUUCGUCAGGUCCUAGUGAAGGCAGAACUGGAAAAAUACCAACAGUAUAAAGAUGUCUACACCGCCCUGAAAAAAGGAAAGCUCUGCUUUUGUUGCCGAACCAGGAGGUUUUCCUUCUUCACCUGGUCCUACACGUGUCAGUUCUGUAAGAGGCCGGUGUGCUCACAGUGUUGCAAAAAGAUGCGGCUGCCCUCCAAGCCAUAUUCCACCCUUCCCAUCUUCUCCCUGGGACCUGCUGCCUUGCAGAGAGGGGAAAGUUGUAUGAGGCCAGAAAGACCCUCCACUGGCCACCAUCGGCCACUUCGGAGCAUUGCCAGGUUCUCCUCAAAAUCUAAGUCUGUGGAUAAAUCUGAUGAAGAACUCCAAUUUCCCAAAGAGCUGAUGGAGGACUGGAGCACCAUGGAGGUGUGUGUGGACUGCAAAAAGUUCAUUUCGGAAAUCAUCAGUUCAAGCCGACGCAGCCUAGUGUUGGCUAACAAAAGAGCCCGGUUAAAAAGGAAAACACAGUCUUUCUAUAUGUCCUCACCAGGCCCUUCCGAGUACUGCCCUUCAGAGAGGACGAUCAGUGAGAUCUGAGCCCCGUGCCUUUCAGUUGCUUUUGUGUCCAGAGUUGGCAUUAGUGUGUGAGAACACUGAACCAGACUGUCUCUCCCUUCCAUGCUUUUAUUUCAUAGGCCUGAAUUUGCAUUAAAUGAGACCCUUGCUGCGUCGCCUAGCUUACAGACUGAACACUGUGUUGAUAUCGAUUGACGACAUGUGACAGAUCAGCCCCCUGCUCAUUUGCAGUGAGAGAGGACAGUGGUUAGAAAAUUUUAUGUGUGUGGCUCUGGGAGUCAGAAACUUUUUCCUUAGUUCAGAUAUUUACUGGUCCUCAAAUAAUUUCCUAACUAAGGCAAAAAGCUUCUCCUUGAGAAACCGGCCUAACAGAGGUGUCGAUGUUAGCACAGUCUUAGCAGUAAGUCAUAUUGGCAUUUCCACGUGACAGUGUUUCUACUCCAUCUACACAGGGAUCCAGAGCUCUGCCACAAACCAGGUGCCUAGAAAUGGUCUGGGCUGUUUAUUGUCUCACAACACAAAACCUAAAAGGAUUUGCUGAUACUAUCAACUUUUUUGAAAUUAUUAUUGCUCUGCAAGAGAUUAACAUCUGCAUUCUAGCGCACAGCAUCUGAGCAAGCUGCACACCGCAUGGGUGGCCAUUUCUGCUAAGCUGCCGUGGAUCAGAGUCUCCCAAGGAGGGGUGGGUUUUCCUUCCCUAUCUUAAAUAUAUUAUAGUUGCUAAUAGUUUUAGAAUGAGAGUCUAAGAAUUAAAGUUUUGGGGAGUCUCAAGAUAAAGGAAGACUAAAAAUCUUGUCAAGAGGUUAACUGUGAGAGGGUCCUGGCAGCUCAGACACCAGCCGUAGGCCACACUGCAGGACAACAGAGCUCGCAUGUUCACCUGUGUCUGCAGGAGAGUGCAACCAUCAUGACUGAAUUAAGCCACAAUUUGAUAACUCAGGUCUCCACCUGAGAUGUAUUUUCAUAAAUGAAUUUUAAAAGAAAAAUAUCUAGCUCUUUUAUUAAAAUUAGAAGACACCCUGCUGACAGGCAAAAUUUUCAGAUGCUUUCUGCACUAGUUUUCCUUGUAAAUGAUGUGAGUGAAUAGGUAGGGUCUCUGAUGAAGGCGCUUUGGAGGGUGCGUAUGUACCUCAGAUGUCUCAGCUUACGUGGCCCACACCACGGGCUGUAGUUCAUUAUUUUGGUGUGCUUACAGAUGACCACCCAAUCAAGUUCUAGUACCAACUGGAAAAUCAGUUACUGCGCAUGCACAGUGAUGCCUGAGAGCCACAGGGACGUCUGCAGUCAGCAUGUGAGAGGCAUGGCAGUCGCAUCUCACACCACGUUUAAAUAUGUAACAUUUCCACACUAACGUAACAGUAAUACCUCAAGACUUCUCCGGUAGUAGUUUUUAAUGGAUUGAAAUUUAUAAUUUAGAAAAUGGCUUAAAAUUACUUACACUUAUGAAAUAAACUUUACCAAUUGACUAAAAUAAUGCAUGUUAACAAUUCGUCUGGAUUUGCAUGUAAAAGUGGGCUACUAGAGAAGCAUUAUUUGUUUGAAUUAUUUUAAAGACUCCUAUUUAAGAGCUUUAAAAAUUGUAUUGGGUGACUCUCAUAAAAUUUUCUAAGAGACUGUCUGGAUUCACCCCCUUUACUGGCCCCAGGCUUCAGCUGCUUAAGUUCCUACCUAGAAGGGUCCUCAGAGCGGGGUGGGAUUUCUGUAUGUGUAUGAGCAAGCACCUAGGAGAAUGUGCUUUUUAAACUUGACUAAUUACUGUUCUUAUUAAAAAUAUAAGAAACUAUACUCCCCUAUUAAGAAUUUCAGAAAGCAAAUAUCUAGAAACUCUCUGUCAUUUGCUGCAUCUGUUUUGGGUCUGUGUGACUAUAUGGGAUGAUUUGGGCAUUAUGAUCCCCUCUUACCAAAGUAUUAGAAUGUAAAUUCUUCCACAGCACUAACAGAGUUUGCCAAGGGCAUUAAAGAAGUCAAGUGGAUAGGGUCUAUGAAGCAGUGUAAGAAGAGCACACGGCACGCUUAAAACUAUAAAAAUCAAAUUAGCAUUGUUUUUGCUUGCCAAAACUCACUCUUGCAUUUAACCCUCCCAUAUCUGAUACAUACACACCCCUUCAACACUCCACUUAAGUUAGGUAACUUCCAUAGGGUAAUUCACUAACAGCUUGCAGAGUAUGAUUUUUUAAAACCUAGCAUACUCUGACUUUAGGCACAACUGCUUUUUUCUCCUUAUAAAACAACCUCCUUUUGCAGUGUUUCUUUUUGUCAUGGUUUCCUACUGUCCAGCUUUUAUUUCUAACCCAACAACAAAAAUGUUGUGGUCUGCCCGGUCACAGCUGGCGUCUGAUGUGUCUGCAAGCAUGUGUGUGUAUCUGAAUGGGCAUCCUGCUCACACCCCAGCUCCCUCCAGGCCUGGCACCAGUUCCCUUUGUCCCACACAUCAUGAAGUCACAUUGUUGGGAUACCUGUGCUUCCUCCUCACAGCUUAAGUUCCUGGCAGUAUCAGAGUAUACAGGGAUGCUUGUAAAUACUGUAGCUAUUUAUUAAUAAUUGAAAGGCAUUCUUUCAGUGGACAGUGGACUUAAUCUCUCAAGGCAAGUGCAAACUCAAAUAAUUGAU